GUAUUAUGGUGUGGAAGUGUAAGGAAAAUAUGUACUAGUUUUUCAAGAACUUUCACAAACAUUCUCGGAACAAAAACUUGAAACAGAGAGAUGCGGAUAGCCUUGUUUUUAUUGUAGCCUUGUUUUUAUUCUUUGGAUUCGAUAAGCAUCCCAAAUCUUUCCUAAUUCUAUUGUAGCCUUGUUUUUAUUCUUUUUGCCUCGGCUACUCUUUCGUAGGUUCUACUCUUUUGUAAAGCCUAUUUUUCAUUAUAAUGAUAUUAACAUAUUUAGCAAAAAAAAAAAAAAGAGAUGCGGAGCAAGAAGAAACUGAAAGUUUUUCUUUACAAUACUCUAAGCUUAAAAACUGAAAAGUUUCAUUCGGCGUCCUAAUUUACAAGGUUUGGAACUUAUCAUUAGAGAAGGAUAAAGAACAGACCAGGAAACAAGACGAAUACGGCACCUAUGAUCCCCGGAGCGUGGCCAUUGCUCGGCCAUUUACAUCUAUUUGACACCGUAAACCCAACUCACGUUACGUUUGGGGCAAUGGCUGACGUCUAUGGACCGGUGUUCAUGGCAAAGCUUGGCUCUCUCAACGUCAUGGUCAUAAACAGCAAAGAGGUCGCCAAAGAGAUCUACACGGUCCACGACAAGCUACUAGAACGGCCAGAACUUACUGCGUCUAAGAUUCUUGGCUACAACGACUCGUUCUUGACCUUUAGUCCUUAUGGUCUUUACUGGAGAGAGAUGCGGAAGAUCGCAGCAUCCGAGCUUUUUUCGACCUCGGGAAUUGAUAUGCUCAUGUUUAGUAGAGCCCGUGAGGCUGACUUGGCAUUUGGAAAUUUAUACGGUAGGUGGGAGCAAAGAGGUAAGCCUAAAGAAGGAGUCUUGGUGGACAUGAAGCAAGAGUUCAUAGAUCUAACCGCGAACAUCUCAUUGAUGAUGGUCGCGGGGAAGAGAUACUUUGGUGAAUACCCUAACUGCGAAGUGAAAGAAGCUAGGAGAUGCGGGAAGCUGAUUCGCGAGUUUUUAGAUUACUUCUCACUAUUUUUGUUGUCUGAUGUGGCACCGGCUCUAGGUUUGUUGGAGUGGAAGAUCAAGAGAGGAAUGAAGAGAACGGCUAAAGAGUUGGAUAAAAUUACUGAACGUUGGGUUGAAGAACACAAGAACAAGAGGAGUGAUCACGGUAGGAGUGUAAAUGACUACUUGGAUAUACUCAUUGAGACAUUGGGACAAGACAAGAUUCCGGGUUUGAGCGAUACUCACACGAAAAUCAAAGCCAUCUGCCUCAACUUGGUAUUGGCUGGGAGCGAGACGGCCAUUGUGGUUCUGGUUUGGGCUGUAUCUUUGCUGUUGAACAAUCCGCAUGUAUUGAGGAAAGCUCAGGAGGAGCUUGACAGUAAAAUCGGAAAGGAGAGAGUUGUGGAAGAGAUAGAUAUCAAAGAUUUGGUUUACCUCCAAGCCAUUGUCAAGGAGACAUUUCGCUUGUAUCCACCAGUCCCUCUCAUUGCUUACAGAGAUGUGAUGGAAGAUUUCGACAUUGCAUGUUGCAACUGUCAUGUGCCUGCAGGGACACAAUUGAUGGUGAGUGCAUGGAAGAUUCAUAGGGAUCCAAGUGUUUGGUCCAUCCCCGAACAGUUCGAGCCAGAGAGAUUCUUGACAUCUAAUAGAGAAGUGGAUGUUGGUGGGCAGAGUUACAAGUUUUUUCCGUUCGGUUUGGGACGAAGGUCAUGCCCCGCGAUCCCUCUAGGUAUGAAGAUGGUGCACUAUCUCCUAGCUAGGUUUUUGCACAGCUUUGACUUGGCAAAACCAUCGAGCCAAGAUGUGGACAUGACAGAGAGCAAUGGAUUGGUCAAUCACAAAGCCACUUCUCUUGAAGUCUUUAUCACUCCUAGGCUUCAUAAAUCCCUAUACAAAGUUGAUCACAUAGGGAUUGAUAAUUAGUUCAUUGUUCGUUGGCCAUUGAGCUCAACAAAAAAUGUCGAGGUCGUUCCAUGAUUCCAAAUUUGUUAUGCUAUUUGUAAAAGAUUAAUGCCAUGAAAAUAAAAGUAUUUUGAAUA
Messenger RNA from Arabidopsis lyrata subsp. lyrata, 2036 nucleotides. RefSeq names its product cytochrome P450 CYP82D47. NCBI's taxonomy places the organism in Eukaryota, Viridiplantae, Streptophyta, Magnoliopsida, Brassicales, Brassicaceae. Gene Ontology annotation, biological process: defense response to other organism. The record is from RefSeq and is a predicted model, not a curated record. Gene Ontology annotation, molecular function: monooxygenase activity; oxidoreductase activity, acting on paired donors, with incorporation or reduction of molecular oxygen; iron ion binding. The coding region runs from base 442 to 1920 and encodes 492 amino acids. The transcript has 4 exons.